This is a messenger RNA of Eurytemora carolleeae, 6489 nucleotides long. RefSeq names its product transient receptor potential cation channel trpm (gene Trpm). The record is from RefSeq and is a predicted model, not a curated record. Lineage: Eukaryota; Metazoa; Arthropoda; Copepoda; Calanoida; Temoridae. The transcript is spliced from 37 exons. Gene Ontology annotation, molecular function: monoatomic cation channel activity. Gene Ontology annotation, biological process: monoatomic cation transmembrane transport. The coding region runs from base 39 to 5147 and encodes 1702 amino acids. Gene Ontology annotation, cellular component: membrane.
UUCCUAUAUUUCAUAUUUCAGAAAGUGAAUAAUGCAAUAUGUUCCAGGGAACAAACUCACUAGAAAACACUUUCUAUAGACGGGAGUGUAUUAAGGGUAUCCCUAGUCUGAAAGAUGACAAGGUGUGUUGCUGUGGACUCCAUUUAUCUCUCCAUCCUCUUCAUCCAAUACCGGGUAUCAGUCCUGCUAGUACCAGUAAGGCUGACCCUAAUGCUACAGAGCACUGGAAUCCAACGCGGCAUACUGUUCCUCUCCCGACUAAUGCCUUCGGUUGUAUUGACUUCCAGGGUGGACCACACCCCAGCAAGGCCCAGUAUAUCCGACUGGCCCACGAUACUAAACCAGAUCUGGUCCUAACCCUACUACUGCAGGAGUGGGGACUAGAACUACCCAAGGAAACGUUAAAGAAGGCUCUGGGGGAAGGACUGCUCAAGGCUGCUAAAACUACUGGAGCUUGGAUUCUUACAGGAGGACUCAAUACCGGGGUAACCAAGCAUGUCGGGGACGCACUUGUCACUGAGAGGUCACCCAGGUUGCGAAGUGGAAGAGUGGUGAGUAUUGGAGUAGCUCCUUGGGGCGUAGUGGAAGCCAGGAAUAACCUUAUUCAGAAGAAUAAAGAUAUUGCUUACCAUUCAAUUCAUAACCCAGCCUCAAGAUUUGCUGCAUUGAACAAUCGCCAUGCUUACUUUCUUCUAGUUGACAAUGGAACUGUCGGCAAAUACGGUGCUGAGCUUGCGCUGCGCCGCAAACUUGAAAAAUUUAUUUCCCUCCAGAAACUCAACGCUUCAAAAUCUCGAAAGUUCCCGUACUGGACUCACUGCUCCACCCCCCUGGUCUGUCUGGUCAUAGAGGGCGGAACAAAUACCAUUAGAUCUGUACUGGAGUAUGUGACGUCAUCCCCACCGGUACCGGUCGUCAUUUUUGACGGCACUGGCCGAGCAGCCGAUAUUCUAGCCUUCGCUCACAGAUACAUUAAUGAUGAUGGAGAGCCCAGCUUGUUGUUGAACGAGAUGUACGAGGAGUUCCUGGAGAUGAUACAGAAAACAUUCAAGGUUGACCUAGAGCAGGCGGACCAGCUGUACAGAGAGAUUAUUGAGUGUGUAAAGAAGCGAACUCUUAUUACAGUGUAUAGAUGCUAUGAGGAUCAGAAGAGCAGUGAGGAUAACCGGGUUGAAUUGGAUCAGACUAUCCUUACAGCACUCUUCAAAUCUCAGCACCUCUCUCCUGCAGAACAGCUGAGCUUAGCGCUCACAUGGAACAGGGAGGAUAUUGCCCGCUCCCAGGUAUUCCAGUAUGGAGUUGAAUGGACUCCAGGAGAACUAGAGCAGGCAAUGAUGGAUGCCCUUAUUAACAACAGGGUUGCCUUCGUGAAGCUGUUGCUUGAGAACGGGGUGAACAUGAGCAACUUCCUGACCAUUGAGAGAUUGGAGGAGUUGUACAAUUGUAAACAGGGGCCAGCCAAUACGCUCAGAUAUCUUGUGAGAGAUGUAGUUCCUAAAAUGCCACGAGGAUAUUCUAUUUCUCUGAUCGAUAUAGGUAAUAGUCGACAUCUGUCCUGUUCUGUAUUUCUUAUAUUAUAUACCUGUCCUGCACCACAGCUGAUGAGUGGCGGUUAUAAAUCAAGUUACACCCGGCGAAGGUUCCGAAGAACCUAUGUGGAUGUGAUGUCCCCUGUGAAGGAUAACGGAACAUCUCAGUUGAUAGAAAACCCUGGCAGUAUUAAGAGUGGGUUGGGGGAAUCCACUCAAUAUUUCGAUCGGCCAUUCAGUGAACUUAUGAUAUGGGCUGUACUUACCAAGCGCCAGGAUAUGGCUGUUUUAAUGUGGCAGCAUGGAGAAGAGAAUAUCGCAAAAGCCCUAGUAGCAUGUACACUGUACAACGCUAUGGCCUAUGAAGCGGAGGAUGAUGAUCUUGAUGUAGAAAUAUACGAAGAACUUCUUCAAUAUUCAAAGGAGUUUGAAACCCACAGUUGCCGCGUCUUGGAUUACUGUUAUCAACAGGACGACGACCUCACCAAACAGCUGCUGACCGCUAGUCUGGAAAACUGGUCUCGUCAAACCUGUCUCUCUCUGGCUGUUCUUGCAAACAACCGGAAAUUUUUGGCUCAUCCUCUGUCUCAGAUAAUCCUGGGAGAUUUGUGGAUGGGAGGUUUAAGGAUGCGAAAAAAUCCCGGUUUUAAGAUUGUGCUGGGGCUGCUGUUCCCUCCCACCCUGUACAGCCUUGAGUUUAAGACCAAGGAGGAGCUAGAGCUCAUGCCUCAAACUGAAGAAGAAUAUAUACUGGAGAAGGAAGAUGAUGACACUACAUCCCAGUCCUCAUGUGACAACUCAUUUGUAGAAGUCAGAGAAGAUAUUGAGUCCCUUGGUAGGGUUGGUCCCUUCUUCCGGCCCAGGGUAGAUUCUAGAGGAUUGAGUAGCUUGGUUGAAGCCAGGGAGCCAGGAGAUAUCGGGGAAAUCAGUAUUCCCAAUAUAGAUGAGGUCAAGAGAAAGACUCGUCCCUUGAAGCUGAAAAAGAAAAUUACUGAGUUCUAUGGAGCCCCCAUUACAAAGUUCUAUUGCCAUUCAGUUGCUUACCUCCUCUUCCUGUGUUUGUACACCUACAUUUGUCUCAUCAAAACUCCCCCUGAGCCUUCUGGAGCAGAGAUAUUUGUAACCCUGUAUGUAGUCACCUAUGGAAUGGAGAAGAUCAGGCAGCUUUUUGCUCUAGAACCAACAGAACUAUCUCAGAAGUGGAAGGUUUGGGUUGCUAAUUCAAUGUGGCAUCCUUGUGACUUAGCUGGUAUUAUAAUCUACUUGCUAGGUUUUUUGCUCAGAUGGGAUCCAGGUACCAGGGCCUAUGCUAGGGUUAUCUAUUGCACAGUCAUCAAUUACUUCUUUGUCAGACUUUUUAAAUUUCUAUCUGUUAGCAAAUACUUUGGACCAGUGGUAACCAUGAUGUACCGAAUGAUUAAGAACAUGCUCUACUUUAUUGUUCUGCUCCUUGUUGUUCUGGUAUCCUUUGGAGUCUGCAAUCAGUCAAUUAAGUAUCCAAAUGAAGAAUGGCAUUGGAGACUGUUAAGACAUGUUUUCUACCAGCCUUAUUUCAUGCUGUAUGGUGAAGUGUAUGCCCCUGAUAUUGAUCCAGAGUGCAAUCCUGACUGCACAGCCUAUGGUGAGUGUGGAGAAGCUAUUGAUGGAUCUAUGAUGGUUCCUUGCCAUCCAGGUCGUUGGGUAACACCUGUAGUUAUGACUCUGUACCUACUUUGUGCUAAUAUUCUUAUUAUAAACCUUCUCAUUGCAGUAUUCAACAAUAUAUACCAACAAGUCAAUGCCAUCUCGCAUGAGGUUUGGAACUUUCAAAGAUUUUCUGUUGUCAUGGAGUAUGAGGAGAAGCCAGUGCUUCCACCUCCCCUUAUCAUCUUUAGUCAUUUAUACCGGUUUUUCAGAACAGUCUACCGGCGCUUUACUGGUGCACAUGGGAACCUUGAGUCUGGCCUAAAACUUUUUCUUGACCGAUAUGCGCUUGAAAAGCUUUAUGAUUUUGAAGAAGAGUGUGUCGAAAAUUACAUGUACCAAGUAGAAGAAUCUAAGCAGGAAAAUUCAGAAAUAAGAUUGCUAAAUGUGAUGAAAAGAACUGAAAAAAUGGGUCACAAAAUGGAUCUUCUCAACACAAAUUUAUUAAACUUGUUACAGACAAAUGAUUUGGGGCUGAGGAAACUAGAGGAUCUUUGUGAGAAAACAGCCAGCCAGCUGGCUGUCAUUCAUAGAUUUAUGUCAAAUCACACCGGAGACUUCAGUGAAAGUCAACAGAACUUGGUAGAAAACUUGCCAGUCCAACGAGUCAGAAGAAAAUCUUAUAGUAGAUCAAUAAGUGAACGGUCCUCUCAUGGUGUUCAAGAACUUGCAAUGGAACUUGAAGAAAAAUCGCGAAAAUACAGAACUGAUCGUUCCAAAAGGUUAAAAUCUCCUUCACCUUUUGAUGCCUCACCAGAAAAUAGCCCAAGAAGACUAAUUUCAAAUGUUAACAAGACUGGAAAAUUCAAGAAAGUUCGCACCAAUUCUUCAGGUUCUGACAAAUACCUUAAAUUGUCCAUUGAGAAGUCCAAAAGGAGAAGAGAAAGGACAUUGUCCUCAGAACGGGAUCUUGGGUCAGAUAUUUCAGAGGAGAGUAGUGAGGAUGAUUAUAAACCAGACGACAGGACAUUAGUUGGGGAAAAUGUCAUAUCCAGAGAGAAUAUGCAAGAAGAUGCUCCACCAGGGCGAGAUGCUACAGUUAAAAUCCAUGAGUGUAGAAGUGAGGCCGGAGGAUCCCAAGUCCAGGGAUCUAAGUCUGACUCAUCUGUAAGUUCAAGGGAGGGAUACAGAGAUCGUCUGAAGGUUUACAACAGGAAGCAUCUUGCUGCUACCCGAGACUAUACUUCAAUUACUGAUGAACUAGAGGGGCGUCUACCCAACCCAGUGAAUGAGGAUCGACUAGAUAAACGACUCCCAGCUAUCAGGGUUGAGGAGAACACAUUAAUGGAUGCUGAAGAAGCAGAUUACAACCUGUUUGAAAACCUGAUCGAAAGAAGACUAAGGAGGGAGAGCACAAACCUUCAUUCUUCAAUGGAAGAAAUGAUAAAUAAAUCAAUCCGAGAAGAUUCUUCCUCCUCAGACUCUUCAUCUGAUCCAGACAACAAAGGUGACAUACCUGCUCUUACUCGGGUUCAAAGCUCUAAAAUCAGAACAAGAAGACACACCAAACCGAGAACCAAGGAAUCCCUGCUUCAUCCACAGUUUUUGUUGCCUUCGCCUGGAGUUAUAGAACCUCGAUCUCCAAUUCUCAAAAUAGAAUCGGACAAAGGGACAAACUUUUCACCUGUUCCCCCCCUUCUUGAAGUUCCUGGAACUCCUGGAACAGUUCACCUGGGUCCUGGAGUACUUCACAAAAUUCCUGGAGUUGAAAUGCGCGAAAAACUCGCAAAUACUAAGUUAGUUCCCAUUUUGCCCGCAAAGGCCACAGGAGGCGCUGUAAGCUCAUCUCUACAGAAAAAUCCGUUCUUUUCCAGCCACGAUGUUCGUCUUUCCACGGAAGUUACCGCUGCGCAAGAUGGCGAUAAGUUUCAUGUUUCUUUUGCGGGAGGAAAAGGGAAAAAGUUUCUAGAGAAAAAGAGAAAUAACAGUUAUUAGAAAUAAAUUUCAAUGAGAAAAGACCGAAUUGCCAAAUAAUUUGUGUGAUUUAUGCCAUGUAUUAAUGUGAACCCAUUUUGCCAUUUAUUAAUUUGUGAACCCACUUUGCCAUUUAUUAUAUUUAUUCUCUAUCAGUUGAAAAUGCAUUAUGAUCUAUUUUUGGGGACCUAACAGAAUUGGGAAGCUCAAUUUUACGACUGUUUUUACAGUAUAUGAGGUUGUUUAUCUUUAACACAAAUACAAAAAUGUCAAAAUUGCACAAUUUUUUUCUAUCGUUGUUUCCAUGAUUUUUAUCGCUUGGACUGCACUAAACGUAGAGGCAAAAGAACUCAUUAUUAAUUAAUAUUAUUAGAUUUCUUAAGAUGCAGAAUAAAAUCCUUUAAAUGUCAGAAAAUCUAGCUUCCAUCACUGUUAGGCUCAAUGCGCAACCCAUCCCAGUGCAAUAUAUUAACAAUGGAAUAAAAACCAAAUAAAGCUGUGAAUAUUAGUAGAGCUCGAUAAUUAGCAAUGGUAAUCAAGUUGCUGAUAAGCUGCUUAAAUAAUUAGUUAUAAUCCUAUUUGCUGCUAAUUAUUGAGCUGUUUAGUGUUUAAUUAAUGAGUUGAUCAAAUAAUGAGCUGUUGCCGCAAUCCAUGCCAUUGAUACCGUAAGUAAGUGCAGUAUUCCACGCUUUAAAGGGAGUGUUCGUUCUUUUCGGAAAAAGGGAAAAGGACAAAUUUUGAAUCUAAGUUUGUUCUCAAUUCCAUUUUAAACAGAGUAUCUAAGGAAAACUGUUAUUAUUUUUGAAUUUUGUCGGCACUCCCUUAAAUGUUGUGCGGAGUUUCAUCUUUUAUUCCAAGAUUGGAACUCCCAGUUAGUUUUAGAUUGAUUGUCUUCUAUUGUAGAAGUCAGCCAUUUUGUCGGCUAAUAUGUGCCAAGUUAGAUAUUUAUUUCAUUGUAGCUUUUAGAUUUUCUCUGGGAAAGAAUUCUUUCAAUUUCUAAAUGUAUAAUCUUUCAACAAAAUUUUGAGAUUUUUUUAAACAGUUCAACUUUCAACUUUAAAUAGCUUUCAAUGUAAAGUUCAAAGUAGUGUUCAAAGUAGUAGUUCAAUGUGUGUUUAAAUUUUGUACAAUUAUACUAACGCUGUUGUGAAAACUUUUUGAAGUUGUAAAGUUCUCAAUAAUUACGCUGUACUGUACUGUACUCUUUACUGUACUGUGCUGUACCGUACUGCAGUUUUUACAAUUUAUUAUUAUGUACAUGAAGAACCUGUUCUGUUUCCUCUGUCAAUUUAUCCGGUGUUGCUAAGAAUCAUAAACUAAUUGUGAAAAGAAAACUUUGAAUUUAUUAAAUAUUUUUCGGAUU